Nelumbo nucifera (sacred lotus) is the source of this 1963-nucleotide messenger RNA. The record is from RefSeq and is a predicted model, not a curated record. NCBI's taxonomy places the organism in Eukaryota, Viridiplantae, Streptophyta, Magnoliopsida, Proteales, Nelumbonaceae.
CCCUCAUUUCUCUCCAUUCUAUGUGCUCGCCGGUCGCCGCUUCAUCGUCAUCGAUAUCACAGUCAGAAAACCAGGUGCUCUCUCUCUUCACUUCUUCAGUCUCCUCUCUCUCUCCCCAACUGCCGGUCCCGGACAGUCUCUAAUGGCUACAGGACAAUCCAUGCCUCCCCCAGCUCCUUAUUCCAUUCCAUUUAUUUUUCCUCCCCCAGUUGCUUGUUAACCGCUCCGUCCUGUCCUCCACUCCUCCCUUCCACUUCCACCUCCGCCACCACCGCAGGAAAUCAUUUUCCGGCCAUCACUUAAUGGCUAUAUGUAUAUCAUCGAUCCUUUCCUGGAUUCCAUGUCGACCCGCUUAAACCCUUGAAAAACCCAUCUCCAUCUACCUCUUUGAUAAUCGAUUCGAACCAGAUCGACCCUUCUGAACUCAAAUGGAGAAGAGUAAUGGAACGAGGAGUCUUCUGUUCGGCAAGUAUGAGAUGGGGAGGUUGUUGGGGCAAGGCACCUUUGCCAAGGUCUACUACGGGAAGCAUCUCCAUACCGGGGAGAACGUCGCCAUCAAGGUGAUCAAUAAGGACCAGGUCAAGAAGGAAGGACUCAUGGAGCAGAUCAAGCGGGAGAUCUCCGUCAUGCGCCUCGUUCUCCACCCCAAUGUCGUCGAGCUCAAAGAAGUCAUGGCCACCAAGACCAAGAUCUUCUUCGCCAUGGAGUUCGUUAGAGGCGGUGAGCUCUUCGGAAAGGUCUACAAGGGGAAACUCCAGGAGGACGACGCCCGCAAGUAUUUCCAGCAGUUGAUCAGCGCAGUUGAUUUCUGCCACAGUAGGGGCGUCUCUCACCGUGAUCUGAAGCCUGAGAAUCUCCUUCUCGAUGAGAACGAGAACCUCAAGAUAUCGGAUUUCGGUCUGUCUGCUCUUCCGGAGCAACUGCGCAACGACGGGCUCCUUCACACGCAGUGUGGGACUCCGGCCUAUGUGGCUCCCGAGGUUCUGAGGAAAAAAGGCUACGACGGCUCAAAGGCCGAUCUCUGGUCUUGUGGGGUAAUUCUGUAUGUUCUUCUGGCUGGUUUCCUCCCUUUCCAGGACGAGAGUAUAAUGAAAAUGUACCGGAAAGUUUUCCGGGCGGAAUAUGAGUUCCCGCCCUGGUUUUCCCACGAGGCCAAGCAGUUGAUCUCGAGUCUCCUGGUUGCCGACCCCGAUAAGCGGAUUACGGUUUCGGAGAUAAUGCAAAUGCCCUGGUUCAGAAAAGGCUUCACUCGACCAAUCGCGUUCUCCAUAGAGGAACCGUUGCCGGAGAAGACAGAGGAAGACGACCCUGUCAUGAAGUCGAAAUCGUCUCCGCCUUUCUUUAACGCGUUCGAGUUUAUUUCCUCGAUGUCAUCUGGGUUCGACCUCUCGAGUCUGUUCGAGAGCAAGAGGAAAGCUAGGUCGAUAUUCACGUCGAAAUGCUCAGCCUCGGCAAUCAUGGCGAGGCUCGAGCUGGUGGCGAAGGGGCUGAGUUUCGGGUUCGUGAAGGUGAAGGAUUUCAAGGCGAAGAUGCAGGGAAGCGUCGAAGGGCGUAAAGGGAAACUGUCGGUGACGGCGGAGGUGUUCGAGGUGGCGCCGCAGGUUGCCAUCGUCGAGUUCUCAAAGUCCGCCGGAGAUACGCUAGAAUACGCCAAAUUCUGUGAAGAGGACGUUAGGCCAGCGUUAAAAGACAUAGUUUGGUCCUGGCAAGGUGACGGUAACGGUAACGGCAACACCAACGCUAACAAUCAACCACCCUAGCUCUCUCUAUUACGGAUUGUUUUGUUCCACUUCCAUCUUUCAUUCAAAGAGGUAGGGAGAGAGAGAGAGAUUGUAAGUAAUUUGUGUUUUAUGAUUCAUAAACGGUUCGGGUACGGAUUCGAGUGAAGGGUAUUGGGUGCAUUUUGUACAUAAAAGAGACUUUGAGAUUUGGAAUGAAAUGGGUUGCUUUCAUUUGCUCUUUA